AGGUUGCAGGCGUGCCAGGAUCGCCCCGCAACACCAAAAAACACGCCGGGGCGCGUUGUGGUUCGAUCCAAUCCUCCAAUCACCACCCGCAAUUAAAGCAUCGCAGCAAAACCACCACAGACACCUCAACCACCACCAUAAAACACAACCAUGGGUGACGAGUGGGAGCCGCCCAUUCCCGCGGGCUACAGCGAUGCCAACCGCGCCUUCCUGCAGGCCUUCAUGGCGCGGGGCACACUGACCUUCCGCGAAGCACAAAAAGUGCUAGCGGGCAUCAAGGGCGCGAUCGAAGACGACGACGGCGCAGUACCCCCCCAAUCGAUCACGAUGGCCGACUUCGAGAACUUUGUGCGCAGCGCGCGCGAGGCGGUCGAGCCGCUGGACUACGACAUCCGCAACACGCGCGACCAGGUGCGGGGCGGCGAGCGGGUGUGGGCCUUCAUCAACGCCCACAGCGACCCGGCCACCCAGAUGGGCACCGCCCGCUCCCCCGAGGAGGUCGCCUACAUCAAGCGCCUGCUGGACGCCAUGUUCGACCAGUACAAUACCCCGCGCAUGGAGGUCAUGGCCGUGGAUGAGGGCCAGGCGCUGCGCGUCUCGCGGCCGACAAGGCGGGAGAGCAAUAUCCAUGGGAAUAAUAACAAUAACAAUGGGGGUGGGGGGGAGGGCAGCGAUGCCGAGGGUGGUGACGGGGACGGGGACGGCACGACCACGGUCAGCCGAGGGUUGAAGCACUCGGAGGUGCUCUCGCUGCUGGCGAGCCUGGUCGCCGAGGGGUGGCUGGACAAGUCGCGGGACGGGUUCUACAGCCUGACGCCGCGGGCGCUGAUGGAGCUGUGGUCGUGGCUGAUGGCGACGUACAACGACCCGGACGCCGAGGCGGAGUGGCAGCACAUCAAGUUCUGCGAGGCGUGCAAGGAGAUCGUCACGUACGGGCAGCGGUGCAACGAGCCCGACUGCACCAUUCGCCUGCACGACAUCUGCGAGGACGGGUUCUGGCGCACGAGGCGCGAGCGGACGUGCCCCAAGUGCAGCACGCCCUGGGAGGGGAAUCACUACGUGGGGGAGCGGGCGGUUACGUCGAGGUCUGGGUUCCAGAGGGGGAGGGGGAGGAAGGGGAGACGAAGUCAAGCAACUGAGGCUGUCGAGGAGGAGGAUGAGGAGGAAGAGGAAGACUAAUUGUUAAGCCACUACUACGAAGCACUGUGUGAUGUAUGAACCAUGAUACCCGGCAGUGUAAUUGCACUAGCCACAGCAGAG
Molecule: messenger RNA, 1260 nt
Organism: Chaetomium fimeti
Lineage: Eukaryota; Fungi; Ascomycota; Sordariomycetes; Sordariales; Chaetomiaceae
Product: Nse1 non-SMC component of SMC5-6 complex-domain-containing protein
Exons: 1
Coding region: 151-1179 (342 amino acids)
Biological process (GO): double-strand break repair via homologous recombination
Cellular component (GO): Smc5-Smc6 complex; nucleus
Molecular function (GO): ubiquitin-protein transferase activity
Source: RefSeq, a predicted model, not a curated record